Parnassius mnemosyne (clouded apollo) is the source of this 363-nucleotide messenger RNA. The record is from the annotation of a GenBank genome assembly. NCBI's taxonomy places the organism in Eukaryota, Metazoa, Arthropoda, Insecta, Lepidoptera, Papilionidae.
AUGUAUUUACAUGUUAUCGUCACUGAUAACGGCCUCAACAUUGUGAAAGCCGUAAAUGACAGUUGUUUUGAAGGAAAAACGUGCUUCAUUCAUACUUUGCAACGAGCAAUUCAUGGUGGUUUAGACGCGCAGGAAAGAAUUAAUGAAGCAAUAGCGGCAGGGCGUCGUAUAGUGACUCAUUUUAAUCACUCACAACCGUCUCAAGAAAAAUUGCAGCUGAUACAGACUGAGCUCAAUGUACCCAAGCACAAAAUUAUUCAAGACGUCAGCACCCGCUGUAAAGCACCUUAUAUAUGGUUAAAAGGUUACUGGAGCAAAAGAGAGCGAUUUCGUUGUACAUCUCUGACAACAGUAACACAAUAA